GAAGAUGUUAUUAUCAGAACCCUAACCCUUGCGCGAUUCGACCCCCACCAUUCCCACUUUACCCCCACCUUUGCUUUCCAACUCUCGACUCAGAGCUUUCAGAUUGGAGCUUUCAAGUAAUUUUACAAGAAUAAACCGCGGCCAAUCCAACAACAACGUCUGGGUUACUUAUCAGCAUCUGUCAUUUGCAAUCAUCACUAUAAACUUUCAGCUUUCUACUCCAUGUGACAUUGCAUUUAUCGGUUGGCCGAUGAUAUCUGAGUCUGUGACUUUCGAGCCUCAUCUCUUCGUGCAGCACAUCUGCCCCACAUGGCGCCUCGACCAGCUCGACGAAGCGCGAGGGGUGUGAGGAAAAACUACAAUGAGGCAAGCAGCAUUGUGCUCGAUGACGACGAGGAGCCGAUUCAGGUCCCGGAUAACGACAGGGAUAUCGACGACGACCUUGGCUCCGGAUCCAACGGUGUACCUGACUUUGACGCAGACGGCCAUGGCGCAGACGAUGACCCCAGUAGCGAUGGCGAUGAGGUAGACGAGGAUGGGAAUCCAAAAACGACCACAGCUUCAAAGUAUCAACAAAAAGGGAAGCGGAAUGCCGGUGCCGGCAUGAUACAGUCUCGCAAAGGCUUCCACGACAUCCCCCACUACCCUUUGGAAACGCGUAUCGUGACCCGCGUGUAUGCCGGUCCGCUUAGACGCUAUGCUCGCUAUUCGGCCCUCAGAGAUUCCAUGUACGGUCCUGAGAUCCCUCGCAUCAGAGUUAUUUGGGCUUUGGAAACCAAAUGGAGCGCCUUCCCCGUUCUGCCUCCCAAAGCCGGCGCUUCAGAAGUCAGAGGCAUCAUGCCGAGCCCUUGGGUUCCGCAAGGCUUUGAGAAGAACCAGACAUUAGCAGCAUCAAAGUGGUAUGAGGGGUACCACCUUCAUUGUCCCGUUGAGGAGCUCCAGGUCUGCCAUCACGUUGCCGCCCACCAGGGGGAAAGUCUGGUACCAAACGCAAAUGGAGAGCUGGUGACGCUGCUGGGGCCAUGGGAUCGCCAGCGAGAGUUUAUUCUGCCUCGGCGCGGAAGCUUGGAGAUAGCAGAAAACGGUUCGCCAUUUACAGAGGAUGAUAUCGUCACAGAUGGUGAAGAAGCUCGAUCGAGAGGGUGGAUGAUUGAUGUUGGGGGCAUUCCUCUGGCCAUAGCUUGGGCACCUUUCUUCCUCAGGAACAACAGACAGGUCCUUGCGGUAGCUACCAUCCCUUUCUCGGACCAAGAUUCGUCCCUCGUCGUCGAAGAGAAUUCCGGCAACCAUAAUGCUACUUCGGAGAUCCAAGGAUCUGUCCAGUUUUGGGAAUUCGCUGCUGAAGAAGACAGCAGCAAGGAAGGGAUGGCAACGCCUGCCAAACGACCUUCCCGUCUUUUGGGGGCAAAGUGCUUUUCGUGGGGCCGGCCCAAGCGUAUGCAAUUUUGUCCAGUCCCCAUGGACGAGUCCGCGUCGCCUUCAACCAACGGCAUUCUUGCCGUGCUGUGCAGCGAUGGAAGAGUCCGCGUCAUAGAUUGUAAGGCGAUCCAUGAAGAUCAAGUACCCGAUUACGCUUGUAUGGAGGCACCGAUGGUCACGUUUGGACAGGACAAUGACUACAACGUUGAGGUUACCUGCCUAACCUGGGCUAACACGAACCGCCUCGCGCUUGGUCACAGUGAUGGAUCAAUCACGCUGUGGUCAGUCUAUCCCAAGACGCUGCUGCAGCGCCACGGUGCUCACACGACCUACGUUAUCGACAUCUGCUCGGCCUAUCCGUCGAAUCCAUAUCUGGUCGCCUCCGUCCCCGUGGGCGGCUGCGCGACUUUGACCGACAUGUCACACCCCAGCUCCGAGUUCACCUACUUCCCGGUUCCGGCGAUUAGCUUCCAGCCCAAUCUGCUCUGUUGGAACGAGUCGAUGCAAGGCUUCAUGGCGCUGUACCCCUCGUCCACUCCCAACACCACCAUUGCGUUUCUCCAUCAUCGCUUCUUCGCCCAGGCCCGCAGCAUCUGCACCGGUCCCAACACGCUAACCUGUGUCUCGGUUGGCACGACGCAUCCUUUUAUUCUUGUCGGCUGCGCAGAUGGGUCGGUCUUCGCUUGCAACGCACUGCAGAAGUUGUUUAAGCAGAAAGGGGAACCACUGAGGAAACUCAAGAUCUUUGAGCAUGAAUACAGACCAGUCGUCGCUACUCGGAGCAGCCAGGGCAAUUCCAUCCGCGGUGCAGUUCGGAUACUCCAGGGAUACUUGCCCGAGGUCAACGAUGACCCGCGAACAGAAAAGAGAAAAGAAAUGGACCGUAAGAAGAGGUUGGAGAGGGAGAAAAAGAGCAAGUACACGGCCAGCGGGAAGAAGAAGGGUAGGCCCAAGAAGAAUGCUGGUCUCGAACCUGAACAGCCUGAAGAGGAGCACGACCUUGAAGGGGAGCUGCAGGAAAAGCUCGCGUCCAGGGUCGUAAUCCACGAGCCACUGACCAGAGUCACGGCCGUUGCGUGGAACCCGAAUACUAACUUCAGUUGCUGGGCUGCCUGCGCCAUGGCUUCCGGCAUCAUCAAAGUCAUGGACCUGGGCGUGGAAGACUUCAGAGCGUAA
This is a messenger RNA of Podospora pseudopauciseta, 2595 nucleotides long. RefSeq lists its product as uncharacterized. Gene Ontology annotation, molecular function: protein binding. Bases 310 to 2595 code for a protein of 761 amino acids. Gene Ontology annotation, cellular component: transcription factor TFIIIC complex. The record is from RefSeq and is a predicted model, not a curated record. Lineage: Eukaryota; Fungi; Ascomycota; Sordariomycetes; Sordariales; Podosporaceae. The transcript is spliced from 2 exons. Gene Ontology annotation, biological process: transcription by RNA polymerase III.